Gadus morhua (Atlantic cod) is the source of this 6917-nucleotide messenger RNA. RefSeq names its product kinase insert domain receptor like (gene kdrl). Bases 453 to 4346 code for a protein of 1297 amino acids. The transcript is spliced from 30 exons. Gene Ontology annotation, cellular component: plasma membrane; signaling receptor complex. Lineage: Eukaryota; Metazoa; Chordata; Actinopteri; Gadiformes; Gadidae. The record is from RefSeq and is a predicted model, not a curated record. Gene Ontology annotation, biological process: cell surface receptor protein tyrosine kinase signaling pathway; endothelial cell differentiation; regulation of MAPK cascade. Gene Ontology annotation, molecular function: growth factor binding; vascular endothelial growth factor receptor activity; ATP binding.
UGCGGGACCGCAAGUGUGAGGCGAAAGGAAGGAGAAUUUCCAUCAGUGGGUAUUAAAGGAAAAAGUACCCCUAUGGUUGGCGUUCUUCAGCUCUAUUGCUGUUCAAAUUAAACAUUCAUUCAAAGUGUUGAAAAUCCUGAUCACUGAUAUUUCCUUAGCGAUAUCUAAAUCGCACCUGCCGAGAGGAGCUCCCGAGGUACAGAGCCUGCUCGCCUCAUUCCGCGGAGAGGAGCUCUAUUGAGAACCGCGCGAUGGGAUUGGAGACAGACCGUCACUGACUCUUUUCACAUUUAUUAUUGACUCGUUGGGGAUAGACACAGAGCAGGUUUUCCUCUGUAGAAGUUUUGGACACCUUCGGGAAGUCUUAUUUUUCGUUACGUGGAUCUACGACACCGGUCUUUGUGAUUAUCAAGCGGUUUGGAUUUGGAUGAAGAGUUGUGUGGAGUAACAGAAUGGCACCAUCCGACUGUUUUCAGUUAGUCGCUGUCAUCUUUUAUUGGGUGGCUCAAAUAAAUGGAAACCUGACACCCCCUCGGAUGUAUCCGUCCCAUAACCCUCUAAUUCGCCACAGAGGAGACUCACUAGAGCUCAUAUGCAGGGGCACUGACAAGCUGCAUUGGGUCCUGCCACGUUCCCUCUCUUCGGACGGGGUCGUGGUGGAGGACUGCGAGCCCAACCAAAAUCCCCACUGCAGCAAGCUGACGCUCAGACAUCUACAAGCAGGCGACACGGGCACCUACACAUGCAGCUACUCCCAGAAAGCCCUUCGCCACGUCUACGUCUACGUCAAAGAUCCCCAUUCUCCCUUUGUAAGCCAAAAGGGUACUCCUGAGGUGAUUUUUGUGUACGCGCACAAAACCACACUCAUAGUGCCCUGUAGGACCACCUCUCCGGAUGCAGUUGUAACAUUGGUGGGGCCACAAUCUUCCCAGAAGAGUGAAUGGGACCCCAAGGUGGGUUUCAAGAUCUCAUACCCCCCCACCAUCUCCAACCACAUGCUCAUCUGCGAGACUUGGGUCAACGGUCAAGGAUUUCAGCUCCAAUAUGUCCCUCAACGGUUGACAACUACGCUAAGGAGAGUGAAGCUCAUCCCGGAUUCUCAAAGGGUGCUGGUGGGAGUCAACCUCACCCUCAACUGCAGCGGGGAAACCAACUAUAAUGGAAGAAUCAGCUUUGAAUGGCAUAUUCCCGCCAACCGCAGUUUCUCCAUUGUGAAGGACAAGUCUGACAUAGCUCCUAUCGUGAUGUCCAACGCCAUCACGCUCCGCGCUGUCACCAUGGAGGACGCCGGGGAAUACAACUGCACCGCUGUGCUUCAACCAAAUAACGACAAAAGGAGGCAUGCAUCCACCAACAUCAUCGUAUUUAAGCACCCAUUCCUCCACCUUAGCUAUAGAAAUUAUCAAGAUGGUUACGUCACGGUUACUGAGGGAAAUAAACUGGUGUUUAGACCCGUGGUCGAUGCACUGCCUUCAGCUGAUUCAGUCGCAUGGCAUAAAGAUGGCGUUCCGAUCCUGAGGAAUUCCACGUGCUACAAGAUCUCUGGCUUCAACCUGACCGUGGCAGAUAUCCAAUACAAGCACACGGGGGUCUACACCAUCACCGUGGGCAACGUCGAGAAGGGCCUCUACAGGAACCUCAGCUACACUCUGGUUGUCCACGUGAGUCCAACUAUUUCAGAGGAAGGGCUCUCUAAUGUGGACGUGCAGCCCUACAUGUAUGGCAAGGAGCACAGGCUAACUUGCACCGUCUUCGCCGUGCCCCGCCCUAAGAUCUCCUGGUUCUGGCAGCCUUGCCGCCUGGAGGCAGACAUCACCGAGUGUGAAUUCUAUACCGAGCCCAUCCCUGUAGAGCUGGAGAGCAGGGGGGACUAUCCUCGCAACUGGAUUGCAGCCAUGUACACCAGGAUCAAAAUGGUGCAAGGAAAGAACAAGACCGUUGGGACACUGGUGGUGGGGAGGGCCAACGUCACCGGCUCCUACACCUGCAGAGCCGAGAACGAGGUGGCCUCAAAGAAGUGGGGGAUCCCCUUCUACGUGGACGAUCACUCCGACCACAUGCACAUCGAGCCCCAGACAGCCAUCGAGGGAGAGGACAUCACGCUGACCUGCCGGGCCACGCGCUACCUCUACUCGGAGCUGCAGUGGUUCGACCCCCAGAACCGCACCGUCACCGCGGACGUGUCCCCGCUCCGGCUGGACCCUUACUCCGUCUCCCUGGCGCUCACCCUGCGCAACGUGUCCCGGAACGGCGGCACGCCGGCGUACCGCUGCGGCGCCCUCAACCACUUCAAACACAAGUCCGCGCACAAGACCUUCGUGCUCAACGUGGACGGGAGGAAGCGGCCGUGGCUGAGUCAGAAUCUGACCAAUCAGGAGGUGAACAGCAGCAGCACGCUGACUCUGGACUGCCUGGUGUCGGGGGUCCCCAAGCCGCUGAUCACCUGGUUCAAGAACAACAUCCAGGUGCAGGAAGGGCCAGGUAUCACCCUGGGGGAGAGCGGGGUCCUGACCAUCGAGAGGGUGAAGAAGGAGGACGAGGGCCUGUACGAGUGCUUGGCCAGCAACGUGGAGGGAAGCAUCAGAACCAGCGCCGUCGUCAUGGUUUCCGGUGAGGACGGCCGGGCCAACGUGGAGGUGAUCAUCCUGGUGUGCACGGGAGCUGCCGCCACCUUCCUCUGGAUCAUGCUCAUCCUCUUCAUCCGCAAGCUGCGAAAGCAGCCGUCCCACUACAAGAUGGGCCCGUCCAUCAUCAUCGAUCCCGAUAAGUACCCCCUGGACGAGCAGGACGAACUCCUCCAGUACGACAGCAGCAAGUGGGAGUUCCCCCGAGACCGCCUGAGACUAGGUAAAACCCUGGGCCACGGGGCCUUCGGGAAGGUGGUGGAGGCCUCCGCCUUCGGGAUCGACAAGCUCUCCACCUGCAAGACGGUGGCGGUCAAGAUGCUGAAAGGAGGUGCCACAACCAACGAGCGCAAAGCCCUGAUGUCAGAGCUGAAGAUCCUCAUCCACAUCGGCCACCACCUCAACGUGGUCAACCUGCUGGGAGCCUGCACCAAGCCCGGAGGUCCACUGAUGAUGAUCGUGGAGUUCUGCAAGUACGGCAACCUGUCCAACUACCUGAGGAGUAGAAGAGGGGACUUUGUUGUCUGCAAGAGGCAGGAGGGCAAGGCGGUGUCCGGGUCGGGGUCGCCGGGCUGCGAGCUCAGCGAGCUGAUGAAGCGCCGCCUGGAGAGCGUGGCCAGCACGGGCAGCUCGGCCAGCUCGGGCUUCAUCGAGGACAAGAGCUACUGUGACUCAGAGGAAGAGGAAGACGAGCCCGAAGAUUUAUAUAAGCGCGUGUUGACGCUGGAGGAUUUGAUCUGCUACAGCUUUCAAGUCGCGAAGGGCAUGGAGUUCCUGGCCUCACGCAAGUGCAUCCACCGAGACUUGGCGGCACGGAACAUCUUGCUCUUGGAGAACAACGUGGUGAAAAUAUGCGACUUCGGACUGGCGCGAGAUGUGUACAAAGAUCCCGACUACGUGCGCAAAGGAGACGCUAGACUGCCCCUCAAAUGGAUGGCGCCAGAAGCCAUUUUCGACAAGAUCUACACCACCCAGAGUGACGUGUGGUCCUUCGGGGUUCUCAUGUGGGAGAUCUUCUCUCUUGGUGCCUCCCCCUACCCAGGCCUCCAGAUCGAUGAGGAGUUUUGCUGCAGGCUUAAGGACGGAACCAGGAUGAGAGCCCCCGAAUACUCUUCCUCGGAAAUAUAUCAGACCAUGCUGGACUGCUGGCUGGGAGAGCCACUGCAGCGGCCCACAUUCACCGAGCUAGUGGAGCACCUGGGAGACCUUCUGCAGGCCAGCGUGCAGCAGGAAGGGAAACACUACAUACCCAUCAACACAGCCCUGCUGGCCAACAUCGGUGACCCCUCCAUCACGCUGACCGAAGAAGACACGUCCACGCAGCCCGCCUCUAACCGCCACUCGGGGAGCACUUGGAACACGAAGAUUCGCCCGGCGAGUGUGAAAACGUUUGACGAGGUUACCAUGGACAACGUGACGAAUGAGAACCAUGGGGGAGGACACUCAGACAGCGGGAUGGGUCUCUCUGAUGACAUGAACACACUGAACAGAUUGGAGUCGCUGGUUGGCAGACCCGUCAGCAUCAUGGCUCUGGCGAUGAAGCCGGUCAGUAAGAGUAAGGAGUGUGUGUUGACGGACGGGGAGAGGGAGAAGUACCAGUCCGCCGUCCCGCCGCUGGACUUCAGCCGGCUGGACGACUCGGGCCUGGAGCCCGCCCUGGAGUGCCACAGCCCCCCGCCCGAUUACAACUACGUGGUGCGCUACUCCACGCCGCCGGUGUAGCCCUCCUGGGGCCCUGGCACACACACAUAAGCCCCUUUCACACAGGAAUGCCGUAACAUGGCCGGAUUCAGUUUCCCGGUAAUGGUAGCGGAUUGCAACCGCUCUCACAGCACUGGUCCCACUGGACUCCCAAACACCAACUCCAUCAGCUCCUCCUGUUCCUCCUCCUCCUCCUCCUCCUCCUCUUCCUCCUCCUUCUCCUCCUGUCCCCCCCUCCUUCUCCUCUUCAUCCUCCUUCCCCUCUGUUUCCUCCUCCUCCUCCUCCUCCUCCUCCUCCUGUUCCUCGUACUUCAUCUCUUCCUUCUCCUCUGCCCCCUCCUCCCCCUCCUCCUCCUCCUCCUCCUCCCCCUCCUCCUCCUCCUCUUCCUCGUGACCCCGGUUUCAGCACACACACCCCAUUCCCCCCAGACAGCCGCCCUGGCCCACUGGGUGUGCACGCCGAUUGGCCCCGCCCAACACACGUUUGGUUCCCUUUUGAACCGGUGCGGUCCAGGACCAGUCCACUGUGUCUCGUCUCUGUCCAGCGCCUCUAACAGCCCCCCCGCCAACGCCAACCCCCCCCCCCCCCCCCUCUCCCCUCAUGGUGUCCCCCUGAAGAACAGCUGACAGCCUCAGGUAUUUACUGUAUUCUACUGUGAACAUGGGCAAAGCACAACCGACGCCGUCGCCAGGACAACACACCCAGAAGGACAAAGAACGAUGUCAGCUGAUGACCUCAGCAUGUUGAGCAUGCGUUGUCCGAUUCAACGGUUAUGGAGAAGAAGACUUGAUGGUGUUUUUUGGUUUCUUUCAUUAUUUUAUUAUUUGGAUAUUAUUGAAUCGAAGUACCAGCCUUACGAGUAUGUUACAUGUUCCCAUGUAGCCAUCAAACCACUGUGUUUGAAAGUAGUUAUGUAUCUGUGUUCAAAACAUUUUUUACGAAGCACCUGGCUGUUUAUAAUAAGAUAUAGGUCCACCAUGAAGAAAUUUAGUUUUUUAAGCUUUUUGUAUAACAAGCAGUGAGUUGGAUGUAUCCCCCAGGGGACAUAAGGAAUAUUUUAAUGUAUCGAUAUCAUGAUAGCUAUGAUAACUCAGGUUGGAAAGAUGAAGGAAAAUGUUACGUGUUUGAUAGGCUUGUUCAGCAAAGACCAGGGUCAGUGUGGUUUAUUAAAGGAACAGGGUAAAGGGUAAAGAUGGGUUGGUUCCGAAUUGAGUCAUUCUACAUGGAAGCGCGACAGUGAUAAGGUCAUUUGGUUGUACUUCCUUAUUCUGCAACAAAGAUGCAACAGUUCCAAGAAACAAGAGAGAGGCAGCAGGAAAGACAUAUCAGGAUAAGCUCUGACCGAAUCCGUGACAAGAUCUGUGUUGGCAAAAGCCAGAGUGAAAUAAACUUUACAUAUGUAUUUAGAUGAUACACAUCAUCACUUAUUAGACCGUUUUUAGAAUUUACACUGAAAUAUAAACCAAAGGAUUUACUAAUUUCGCUCUCCUUUCAUAUUAACAACAUAUGAUAUUCCAGCAUUUCAUUCAUUCCAGAUGUAUAUGCUGUUUGUCCUGCUGUAUCCUAUCAUGGCAUAGUAAAGCUAAGGGAAUCUGCUCUGGCAGAACAAAUGCAUAAGGAAAAUACUGAUAUUCGUUUUGUUUUUGUGCUAAUUGUGAAUAAAGCUUGCAGGGCAGGCUAAGGAAACAGCAUCUGUUAGCACAAGGCGGGGCCAAUGUAAACAUGAUUAACAGAAGUUGUAUUCCAGUUUGUAUGGCCAUUCGAUUAUUUUUUUUGAAGAAUUUUAUUCAAUCAUUUUAUUCACAAAAAAGUCAUAUACUGUAAUGGACCAUACUUUAUUUCACUUAACCAGGUGAUAGUGCAUCUAUUGUUGUCAGACGCAGAAAGCUUGUUAAGAGGAACGGCCACUAGACGAUCAUCUAGUGUGUCUGCAAACUAAAAAGUGGGGGAUUUUGAAUCCGGUCUCUAAAUGUUGCCAACUUGUUUAUUGUGGACCAACGGUUGUUUUGUUGUGUUUUUGGAGAGGAAAUGAUAAUGCACUGAUGUUUUCUGUUAUUUUUUAUAUUUUUUACCUAAAUGUCCAUUAUUAAUCUUCAGCCUUGGGGGCUGCACUCAGAUUACAUCAAGGGAGUAAUGGAGUGAUUGUCUCACAUAACCCAUAUUGUUCAAAUAAGUAGUUUAUUUCAGUAUUAUUAUAUUAUUAUUUUUGUGUCUUUUAUUCCUAUGCGGCUCUAUUUGAAGAAUAUAUAAUUGCUUCUUGUGUGUCUGUCUCUAAUCUUAACCUUUGUGGAAACGUACUCAUAAAUAAUUUCACCUUUUGAUAUUACUACCCAAACAUAUAUUUGAAUAUUAAGAGUGUUUUUAUUGCAUUUAUCGUAAAUAUGCAUCACCAAAAAGUGGAACACUACUCCAAGCCAAGUCAAAUUAAAUGUUAUUUUAACAUGAGUAGCCUAACAUGUAUAUGGCUCUACUUUUGUUUGUCAUAACAUUGUAGCAUCACGAGAAAAUAAAUUAAGGCAAUCUUCCCCAUCACUGUUAUAUAUAAGCAUAAGUAAAUAUUUGAAUAAAUAUAUAUAUAUAUUUAUACGGUA